Molecule: messenger RNA, 531 nt
Organism: Cajanus cajan (pigeon pea)
Lineage: Eukaryota; Viridiplantae; Streptophyta; Magnoliopsida; Fabales; Fabaceae
Product: putative mitochondrial protein AtMg00860
Source: RefSeq, a predicted model, not a curated record
AUGAAUAGGAUAUUUCACCCAUAUCUUGAUAGGUUUGUAGUAGUCUUCAUAGAUGACAUCCUUGUAUAUUCUAAGACUAGGGAGGAGCAUGUUGAGCACCUUAGGAUUCUCAAUCAAACCGUUAAGGAGAAGCAGUUGUAUGCUAAGUUGUCUAAGUGUGAGUUUCGGCUUAAUAGUGUAAGCCUUUUAGGACAUGUGAUCUCUGAAGGAGGGAUAGUUAUAGAUCCUUCUAAGAUAGAAGCAGUACUUGAGUGGAAAGCACCUAAGUCAGUUUUUGAGAUUAGGAGUUUUCUAGGACUAGCUGGGUAUUAUAGGAGGUUUAUAGAGGGUGUUUCUAAGCUAGCCUUACCUUUGACCAAAUUGACUAGGAAGAAGCAACCUUUUGUGUGGGACUCUAAGUGUGAAGAGAAAUUUCAGGAGCUUAAGAGGAGGUUAACUAGUGCCCCUAUUUUAGUGUUACCUGACCCUAGUGAAACCUUUGUAGUGUAUUGUGAUGCCUCUAUGAUGGGUUUAGGAGGGGUGCUUUUGUAG